Molecule: messenger RNA, 1284 nt
Organism: Epithele typhae
Lineage: Eukaryota; Fungi; Basidiomycota; Agaricomycetes; Polyporales; Epitheliaceae
Product: cytochrome P450
Exons: 12
Coding region: 1-1284 (427 amino acids)
Molecular function (GO): heme binding; oxidoreductase activity, acting on paired donors, with incorporation or reduction of molecular oxygen; monooxygenase activity
Source: RefSeq, a predicted model, not a curated record
AUGGACGACACCACCGCGCUCAUCGUAACUGCCAGCUUCGCCGGAAUCGUCGUCCUCGCCGUCCUCGCCAGGAGACUCCUUCUACGUUCCAACUUCCCCAAUCUUCCCGGACCACCCGCGGGCUCCCUCCUUACUGGAAACGUACACCGCAUGCGCAGUCGCCACAGCAUCAAGUACAGAAAGCAUGUCACCGACACCCACGGACCGUUGUUCAAACUCGCGGGUCCAUACGGGGCGGAAUGGCUGUACAUCUACGACCCCAAGGCUCUCUACAGCAUCACUAUCAAGGACCAAGAUGUCUGGGGGAAGCACGGCGCGUUGUUAACGAUGAUUAUGCUUGGCCCCGGCCUUCUGUCGACGGAGCACCACCAGCACCGCAAGCAGCGCAAGAUGCUCACCCCCGUCUUCUCUGCGGCGUACUUGCGCAACAUCACGAGCGUGUUCUACGAGACGACCCACAAGCUGCGCGACGACGAGGCGAUGCAGCGGCUCGGCGAGGUCAAGGACGUCAUGAGCAUUUUGCUGCGCGCGAACAUGACUGCAAGCGAGAAGGAUCGGCUCGCCGAGGAAGAGCUCAUCGCUCAGGUGUCAACGUUCAUUCUUGCGGGCAUGGACACCACGUCCAACGCUACCUCCCGCGUCCUGCACAUCCUCGCCUCCAAGACCGACGCGCAGACAAAGCUUCCGGACGAGAUCCUGGAAGCGCAAGCCGGCACCGAGGUCUCCUACGACACCCUCAUGGAGCUCCCCUUCUUGGACGCCGUUUGCAGAGAGACCCUCCGCGUAUACGCCCCCGUUACUACCAUCAGCCGCUACGCCGUCAAAGACACAGUCCUAGGGCUGUCUGCCCCGAUUCGCGGCACGGACGGGACGCUGAUAUCCGAGGUGCCGGUCCCGAAGGGCACCGCCGUGCUCUGCGACCUCGGCGCGUGCAACACGAACGCGGCGCUCUGGGGCCCGGACGCGCGCGAGUGGAAGCCGGAGCUAUUCCAACAGGAGCGGUGGCUCGCGCCGCUCCCGCGCGAGGUCGAGGAGGCGCGCGUGCCUGGGGUGUACUCGAACUUGAUGACGGUCCACGGCGGCGGCCGGUCGUGCAUCGGGUUCAAGUACGCGCAGCUCGAGCUCAAGGUCGUCCUGGCCGUGCUCCUCGCGAACUUCCGCUUCGAGCUGUCCGACAAGGACAUUGUGUGGAACAGCGCCGGGGUGAUGUACCCCACGGUCGGUCCCGUGAGCAAGAAGCCGGAGAUGCCGCUGAAGGUGUCUGUGUUCCGGGAGCGUAUUUAG